Toxotes jaculatrix (banded archerfish) is the source of this 2251-nucleotide messenger RNA. It is a transcript of the gene polm, whose product is annotated as polymerase (DNA directed), mu. The transcript is spliced from 12 exons. Bases 144 to 1778 code for a protein of 544 amino acids. Gene Ontology annotation, biological process: double-strand break repair via nonhomologous end joining. NCBI's taxonomy places the organism in Eukaryota, Metazoa, Chordata, Actinopteri, Toxotidae. Gene Ontology annotation, molecular function: DNA binding; DNA-directed DNA polymerase activity. The record is from RefSeq and is a predicted model, not a curated record. Gene Ontology annotation, cellular component: nucleus.
GUCGGCAGUCUGACACAGCUGCAUCCGGUCGCACUCCUGCACAGAAGUUUGCGGCUUUUUGUGUCACUAACCUGCCCCAGAAAAUGAAGCCGGUCACGGUAACAGCUUCGCUAAACUCCGCCGAAACAUUAAACGAAUGAACCAUGGUGCCAUUAAAGCGAAGAAAAGUCGUCUCCUCGGCUGUGGGGAAUAAUAAUGCUGCUGACCACAGUGGAGGCAAAGCGCCAACCAAGUUCCCUCAGGUCGUUUUAUUCCUGUUGGAAAGAAAAAUGGGAGCCAGCCGAAGAGCUUUCCUCUCUCAGCUCGGCCGAAAGAAAGGAUUUCAAGUGGAGGAGCUGUUCAGUGAAAACGUCACACACGUCAUUUCUGAAAACAACUCUGGCGAAGAGGUCAGGACGUGGCUGGACUCACAGGGCGGCGAUCGAGGCCCGACACCGGUUCACCUUCUGGACGUCAGCUGGUACACGGAGAGCAUGCGCGCAGGCCGUCCUGUCCAGGUCCUGGACAGACAUAAACUACAGAAGCAGCAGAUUGAUGAAGCAGAGGUUGUGGUGUUCUCAGUACCCAGCUACGCCUGUCAGAGAAGAGCCACUCUGGACAACCACAACGCCAUCCUCACUGACGCUUUGUCGGUUCUGGCUGAAAACGCUGAGCUCAGUGACGAAGACGGACGAGGUGUCGCGUUUCGACGGGCCGCCGCCGUGUUGAAGGCCCUCCCCAAACCGGUGACUCGUAUGACACAGCUCAGAGGGCUUCCCUGUCUCGGAGAACAUUCACUGAGAGUCAUCAGAGACAUUUUGGAGAACGGCGCGUCGACCGAGGUCGAAUCCAUGAAGCAGUCUGAGCGCUUUAAAGCUUUAAAGGUUUUAACAGGGAUUUUUGGAGUUGGAACAAAAACAGCCGACCGAUGGAUCAGAGAGGGGAUCUACACUCUGCAGCAGCUACGAGAUUCAGGACAGACACUCAAUCGAGCACAACAAGCAGGUCUGGAGCACUACGUCGAACUCAACCAGCCCGUCACUAAGGCGGAGGCUGAUGCUGUCGGAGAGAUCGUGGAGAGAGCCGUCGUCUCCGUGUUACCGGGAGCACAGAUCACUCUGACCGGGGGAUUCAGGAGAGGAAAGCUGACAGGUCAUGAUGUUGACUUCCUGAUAACCCACCCAGAGGAAGGCAGGGAGGAGGGACUGAUGUCUAAAGUGGUGUCCUGGCUGGAGUCACAGGGUUUCCUGUUGUACCAGAAAACUACAAGGAACUCUUACCUGGAGUCUAAGGACGGUCCUGCUCGGCCUCCCUCCAACAUGGACCGCUUUGAGAGAUGUUUCUCCGUCUUUAAACUCGCCAAGGAGGAGAAACGAAAACAUCCAGGGACACUGACAGAGAAUGCAGAGGACACAUGCCGUCCUGGAGCCCACAUGCAGGUAGAAGGAGCAGAGUCUCGUCUGCAGACAGGCGAGACUUCACAGAGUCAGGUCCAGACCGGAGAACAGAGACACCUGGUGGAGACAAAACCUGCUGGACACAAACCGUGGAGAGCUGUGAGAGUGGACCUGGUGGUUUCUCCCAUCAGCCAGUUUGCUUUUGCUCUGCUGGGCUGGACCGGAUCCAAGCUGUUUGAGAGAGAGCUGCGACGUUGGGCGGGGCAUGAGAAGGCCAUGUCUCUGAGCAGCCAUGCUCUGUAUGACAACACGCAGAGUAAGUAUCUCAGAGCUACGUCAGAGGAGGAGAUAUUCGCUCAUCUUGGUCUGGAGUUCAUUCCACCGUCAGAGAGAAACGCCUGAUGAGAAGCUGCUGCAGGAGGCCAACCAAGUACCAUGUGAGCACUGUAACCUGGGAGGGGGCGGGGUUUAUCAGACUGAGACGCUGUAUGUUCAUCAUAUGAUUCUACAUAUGAUGGAGAGUCAUCGAUCACCUGUCAGAGAGGUGUUUCUGUCAGUCAGCUUAUCCCCACUCAUAUAAACGGGGUGGGCAAAAUAAUAGGAACACCUGUCAGUAUAAUGCAACAUGCAUCAGCACUACAGAGUACAUCCAUGAAAAGGAUCAUACCGUUUAUCAUAACCUUCAUGCAGGAGGACUUUUUAUAUGACUGUUUAUCAGACAUGGAUCUUUGAUUAAAGAUUCAAACUGAGAUCAUAACCGCUGUGAAUUUACUUUCACCUCCGUGAUACGAGCGUUAGAGGGUGUUUUUAAUCUGCUGAAUCCUUCAGUCUGUGCUUGCACUGAUUUAUUUUACAAUAAAAGAUGUGAGAAUUAA